Molecule: messenger RNA, 1573 nt
Organism: Pelmatolapia mariae (spotted tilapia)
Lineage: Eukaryota; Metazoa; Chordata; Actinopteri; Cichliformes; Cichlidae
Product: organic solute transporter subunit alpha-like
Exons: 8
Coding region: 4-981 (325 amino acids)
Biological process (GO): transport
Cellular component (GO): membrane
Molecular function (GO): transporter activity
Source: RefSeq, a predicted model, not a curated record
ACCAUGGAAGCUCUAAAUGGAACCGUUGAUCCAGCUUGUCUGAAGGGUCGUCCACUGGCUAUUGACAUGCUCAACAAGCUAGAUACAUUUGGAUAUUGCCUGUACUUCAUGCUCACCUUGAUGUCCUGUGUCUCCCUGCUUGUGUACCUGGAACAGUGUGCCUAUAUUUAUAAAAAACUACCCUACCCCAAGAAGACCUUGGUCAUUUGGGUAAACGGUGCAGCACCAGUUAUUUCCACCAUGUCAUGCUUAGCUAUGUGGAUCCCGAGGGCAUUUAUGAUUACAGACCUGACAUCUAACAGUUAUUUUGCAGUUGUGAUUUACAAGAUCUUGCUUCUGUUGAUUGAGGAGUUGGGGGGCAGCAAUGCCUUUUUGGAGAAGUUCUCUGGUAAACCCUUUUGGAUCAGCACAGGACCCUGCUGCUGCUGUUGUCCAUGUUUACCCGACGUCCCCAUGUCAAGGCGAAUGUUAUUCCUGCUGAAGUUAGGCUCUCUACAGUAUGCAGUCCUGAAAUCGGUGUUCACUGUCCUGUCUAUAGUACUGUGGACCAAUGGCAACUAUGAUCCUUCUAAUCUAGGAAUCUAUGGUAUAACCCUUUGGAUUAGCCUAUUUGUUGGCGUCCUAACCAUCAUCUCCCUUUGGCCUGUUGCCAUUGUCUUCAUGAACAUGAACCGCUAUCUACGCCCACUCAAGAUUAUACCAAAGUAUGCAAUGUACCAAUUAACACUUGUAUUGAGCCAGCUGCAGACAUCAAUCGUUAACAUCGUGGCCUUGUACGGAAACAUCGCCUGUGCUCCUCCAUUAAGCUCUCAAGCCCGUGGAACCAUGCUUAAUCAGCAGAUACUGAUCAUGGAGAUGUUCAUCAUCACCCUGGUCAAUCGGUUUUUGUACCGCCGCACAUAUGAGGCAGUUGAGACACAUGACAGUGAAGAGAACACCACAGCCCUGCCAGAGGCUACUCUCAUGGAGCAUGAUGUCUAAAAAAGGACAGUGAAUCACUGUGUAUCACUGCUCUUUAACUAUGUAAAUGAUUAUGUAAGUUAAGAGAUCAUAAAGUAGUCUAACAUUUUACCUCAUUUAAGGAAAGGAGAGAGAAAUGCCUUUGUUUUACUGGAUUCAUAAGCACUCUUUGCAUUGCUUUUAGCCCUGUGUCUUUGUACUUUUUCCACGGAUAUAUGUCAAUCUCUUUCUGAGUUCUGAUGUUUAUGCAUGAUAAUAGAUAGAUAGAUUCUGGGUACUGAAAGUUUUAAGUUAUGCUGACAAAAAUACCAACAAGGAAAAUCUCUUAAUUUGACUGACUUACAUUAGUUAUAGUAGAAUUGUUGUUUCUUGCAGAUGAUUAGAUGUAAACGGUGCUGUGCAGGACAUUUUCUUGGCCAUUAGAUGCGCCUCAUAUCGCAUUUAUGAUAAAGAAAUACCAGUAGUAUCAAUCUUCUCUUGUCAUCAGUCUCUGCAAACAUGUAUGCAGUGUAUCUUUGUAUGCAGUUUCUUUUUUAAAGAAGUUUUACCAUUUUUUAGACAAUACUGGAGCUUUUUGUCACACUGGGGCAAAUGCACAGAGGGUGAGAGUUUU